CUCAAUCGCUACCUCGAAGAUCACCAGGAAGAGGCCAGGGAAGCGCUGGUCAUCCAAUGGUUCCUCGACCAACUGCCGACCCUUGGAAACGACUAUGAGACCAUUCGAAAGACCUACAGCUCGCCCUACGACUACAAGCCGCUGGAUACGUACUGCUUGGAUAAGAUGAUGAAAAACUCGAAGGACUUUUCCCGCGCCUACAAGUGUCCGCUGAACUCGCCGAUGAACCCGGAGAAGAAGUGCUGCGUGUGGCGCCACAAGAAAGAUCUGAUUCCGGAAUCCGGCCAAUACUCAAAACGUCGCCUUCAUUCCACGAUAUUUGUGCACGCC
Mesorhabditis spiculigera is the source of this 330-nucleotide messenger RNA. The record is from the annotation of a GenBank genome assembly. NCBI's taxonomy places the organism in Eukaryota, Metazoa, Nematoda, Chromadorea, Rhabditida, Rhabditidae.